Molecule: messenger RNA, 2172 nt
Organism: Tachysurus fulvidraco (yellow catfish)
Lineage: Eukaryota; Metazoa; Chordata; Actinopteri; Siluriformes; Bagridae
Gene: ttc39a
Product: tetratricopeptide repeat domain 39A
Exons: 22
Coding region: 160-2007 (615 amino acids)
Molecular function (GO): protein binding
Source: RefSeq, a predicted model, not a curated record
GCUGUGGUGUAAAGCAGAAGCUUUUAGAACAGGUAACGUGGAGGUCUUUAAGACCGGGGGAAGAGACGAAGCGCUUACAUUCCAGAGCAUUAAGUGAAGGAGCGCCAGCUGAUCAUCUCCUGCCUCGAUCGUAUCGGAUUUUACCCGUUUUCCUUUGGAAUGAGUUUUUGGAAACGCAAAAAGAAUGACAGCAAAAAGGAUACGGUUGAAAAAGACGCAGGACCCUUCUACCUGACACCCACCCCAGAUUCACCGAUCAUAGAGACUAAUGGACUGGAUCCUGUCAUUACAGACUUCAGGUUGGAGUUGCCAGACAAUAAAGAUGACCUCAAAGACACUGGAAAAACUACAUCCUCAGAAAGAUCUGAUCUGUCGGUGGCUCUGGAGGACUGCAUGGCAGCGCUGGAUUUAUUCCUGCAUAAUGAAUUUGAUGAGGCAUUGUCUAGACUCAAGUGCAGGACUAAAGACAGUAUGUAUCAUGCGCUCACGUAUGCCACCAUUCUGGAAAUGCAGGCAAUGAUGACCUUUGACCCUGAGGACAUCUUGUCAGCAGGAAACACCAUGAAAGAUGCUCAGUCUAUAUGUCAGCGGUAUCGUAAGAAGUCCUCCUUUAACAGUAAAAGCUAUACGGAAGAGGAGCUGCAUGCUGAAGUGUGUUAUGCUGAGUGUCUCCUCCAGAGGGCAGCACUGACCUUCUUACAGGAUGAAAAUAUGAUCAGCUUUAUCAAAGGAGGAAUUAAAGUGAGGAACAGCUAUCAAAUAUACAAGGAGCUUCAUACAGUCCUGAAAUCCUCUGAUUAUGUUCAUGGUCAAAGUCAUGGCCACCUUGAGGGAGGAGUAAAACUUGGAGUGGGAGCAUUUAAUCUGAUGCUUUCUCUGUUGCCCACAAGGACCCUGAGGAUGCUGGAGUUUGUGGGAUUCUCUGGUAAUAAGGAGUUUGGACUGCAGCAGCUCCAGGAGGGUUCUGCUGAACGCACAUUUAGAUCUUUCCUGUGUAACAUGCUGCUGCUUUGCUAUCACACAUUCAUGAGCUUCAUACUGGGGACUGGAGAAGGCGAUGUUGUGGAUGCAGAAAAACUGCUUCAGCCGUACCUUAAACAAUAUCCUAAGGGAUCUAUCUUCUUAUUCUUCGCUGGCCGAAUAGAAGAAAUCAAAGGCAACCUAGAUGCUGCUAUUAAAUAUUUUGAGGAGUGCUGUGAGGUCCAGCAGGUCUGGAAACAGUUUCACCACAUGUGCUACUGGGAGCUGAUGUGGUGUUUCACCUAUAAGCGACACUGGAAGAUGGCCUACGUCUACGCAGACCUGCUUAGCAAAGAGAAUGCAUGGUCUAAGGCCAUGUAUGCAUAUAUGAAAGCUGCCUACCUUAGCAUGCUGAGUACAGAGGAAUGUCAGCCAUUUGGGACAAGCGAUGUGGCAUUAUUCAGGCAGGUGCCUGGUCUAAAGCAGAAACUUGCUGGAAAGUCUUUACCCACUGAGAAGUUUGCCAUCCGUAAGGCUCGCCGAUAUAAUGCAGACAACCCAGUUUCUUUGCCUGUACCUCCGCUGGAGAUGAUGUAUAUCUGGAAUGGCUACACUGUGAUCGGGAAGCACAAAGACUUGACAGAGGGCAUGUUAAAGACACUGGAGGAAGCUCAGCAGAAACUUGAACAGAAUCCAAGGACAGAGUUCUCCAUAGAUGACCAGUGUGUGCUGAGUCUGCUGAAGGGUCUGUGUCUUAAGCAGCUAGGCUUUACAGAAGAAGCGGAGCACUACUUCACUCUCAUCCUGUGCAAUGAGACACAGAUCAAGUUUGACCACUACCUCGUACCGAAUGCUCUGUUGGAACAUGGCCUGCUGUGUUUGGAACAAGGCAGGAGAGAGGAAGCCAUCAAACUGCUGGAGAUGGCCAAACAGAACUAUAAAAACUACUCGAUGGAGUCACGGACUCAUUUCCGGAUUCAGGCUGCGCUGCACAAAGCACAAGCCACAGAGGAGAACGGCGAACCCUGCUCACCUUCGAGCCCUUAACAGCCACAGUAACAGAGAGGUCAUAGGGUCAACAAGUGCCAUGCUCAGGCCUAAGGAGCUGGGUGAAGGCUGCACAAGUGCAGAAAUUUUGAACAACAAUCAAACAGGACUGAGCAUCUGAUGAGAGAAAACUCAGUCUCUCUCACUCACACACAGGCAUUAACA